AUGCCGACAGCGGUCGGGGCCUCGCACGGUCCAGGGGGCGAGGGUGGAGCUGCUGGCGUUGCGCCCCAGGCCGUGGCCUCCUGCAAGAUCUCCGUCACCGGGCCCUCACCCUCCUCUGGCGAGACCUCGGUCGCGGUGACACGCAAGGACAUCGCCGCCCUCGUGGCGAUGUCUUUGCGGCUCAGUGCACCUGUCGGGGCUGCUCAGCUCGACCUGUCCGACUGGGAGGACGUCGUCUACGCCGCCGCCGACGGCGCGCGGCGCCUUAACGCGGCAGCGGCAGCGGAGCCGGCGCCCUCGCGCGCCGACGGCAUUGCGACCACUGCCCGGCCAUUGGCAGCGUCAACGCCGGUCGCAGCGCAGUCGGCGGCGUACGAGCCCGCGCCCAAUGAGAUCAAAUCCGUGGUGCUGUCAAAGCCUACGACGGACACGGUCCUCGGGAUCCGCCUCGUGAGCCGCAAGCACCAACGGUUGGUCAACGAUGUCUUUCUCUCUGUCAACGGGCAAGUCGCGGUGGGGCACGAGGCGACGACCGCGAUGUUGCGCAAGGCGGUGGGAAACCUCCGCAUCUCGCUCUGCCGUCUCGAGUGGGUCUGCACGGCCUGCCCCAAGGUCUUCCGCUCUCACGUCGCGCUCGCGCAACACACCAUGCACAUGGCCGAGCUCGACGCCGCGCACGCUACAGCAGUGCAGGACGACGCGUUCAUCCGGUCGCAUGCACAGGCUGAGGAGGAGAAGGCAAAGAAGAAGCGUGCCAAGCAAGCUGCCAAGAAAGCGCCGUCCCUCGUGUCCCAGAACCUCCUCGAGGAUCUGCAGGGCUUGGACGUGGCUGCCGACUCGGCCGAGCAUGGCGGUGGGAGCGCCGCAGCCUCUACGGAGGGGGAAAGGGCCAAACCCUCCAAAAUUGAUGAAGCUUUGCUGGAGGCGGAGAAGGCGGCGGAGGAGGAGAGGGCGGCGGCGGUGGACAAGGCGGCGGCGGCGGAGAAGGCGGCGGCGGCGGCACGGCUGGCGGAGGAGACGGCGAGGGCGGCAGUGUAUAAGGCUGCGGCGGGCGGCAGCAGCUCUGCGGCUGUCAGCGUCGCUUUCGGUGGGGUGCAGCGCGGGUGGGUCUGCACGGCCUGCCGCAAGGACGAGACGGACGCGACCGAGUACAAGGAUGUCGUCAUCGUCGGUGGAGGCAUCGCUGGCGCGUACACUGGUUGGCGCCUCUCUUCUGCCCACUACAAGGAAGAUGACAUGUCGGAGACCGCUAGCAUCGACCUUUACGAGAGGACUGGUUUCGACGGCGGCCGCUUCAUCUCCGAGGCGAUUGGAUGCACUGAGUUGGACAAGGAAGGAUGGACUGACGAUCCCCAGCAGGCGAAACGUCCGCGCACCGAACUCGGUGGGAUGCGCAUCCGCUCCACCGACGCCUUGAUGCUCGGCAUCGUCGACCAACUUGACAUUGAAGUCGGGCCCUUCUUUAUGAACAAGAACCCUUGGCGCUCGCCAAUUCGGCCUGAUGCCGGCACUGGCAAGUGGGACAAUGGCAACGCCACUUACAAGCAAGGGACUGAUGAGCCAGGCAACCCGAUGUGGUGCCGCAAUGUCCUCGCCAACCGCUCCCAGUACACAAAAUGGACGGAGACGAACUGCGACAGUACGAAGAACCCAAACUGCCAGAUCCCCCAGGCGAACGUCAUCACGGCUGAUUGCUCGAGCAGGACUCUUCCUGCCGGCGUCUACAUCAAUCAGUGCAUGCCGCCCGCGACUGAGGCCAGUGACCUCCUCGCCGCGAGCGCACCCUCACCCGGCCCCGAGACGACUUGGAAUGGAAUUCUCCCUUAUGUCAUCAGCGCCACCAAGAAGAGCGAGAUGUCCAAGAUGAUGAAGCACUGCGCGUUUACCGAGUCGGGCCCAGCCUGUCCGCCUGAAAUCUUCGCCUCGAAAAACAAGUCUAACUGCCAGCCCUGCGACUCGAGCUGCCGGAUCAAUGCCGACCUGACAUCGGAUGCGGACCAUACGCUUAAGAACGGCGAGGGCCGAUUUCCCGCGAUAGCGAAAUGGCAGCAGUCGCGCUGGGGCGAGUCUCUGAACCGCUGGACUUCGGAUACGCCCGUCGACAGCGCUCACGAGAAUAACGAACUCGAGUCCUGCAUGUCGGGCUAUUACUUGGAGCACGACUGGAACCUCGCGCAGCCUGAGGACCUGUCGCCGACUUACUUUGUACGGCCGCUCAAGGGGAUGCAGGAACUCGUUCGCCGCCUCAUCGACGAGUUCAAGGCACCCGGUGGGUGGAGGAACGACCGGGCGAACGUGCAUCAUCACCGAGAGCUCGUCUCUGUUGAAUAUGAGCCGAGACGGAGCUCUCACCCGUACAAGCUCACGUUCGGAGAGACAGUCACGUCGCCGUGCUCAGGCAUCACGUCGCUCACGGGCAAGAUUUUCGUCGUGCGCGCCAAACGGGCAAUCCUAGCCCUACCAAAGGCACCAUUGGAGCGGAUUCAGUACAGCAUCAGCCCGGAGCUCAACCUGAGAAGCACGAUCGAACGCCUGACCGAAAGCAUCGGGGGCCUCUCGCUCAUGAAGACGUUCAUGGCCUUUCCCGAACGCUGGUGGGAGCAGGCGCUCCCGGAAGAUGUGGUCGGAGGGGAAGCAUCUUCGCAGGUCGAUGAUCGGCACACCGGCAGCGACGCCCGCUGGAAUGCCGAUUUCCCUGCUGGAUACACUGUGGGCCGCUUCACCUCAAGCAAUGCCCUCGGGCAGCUCUUCGCUUGGUAUCCUGGAACCCAGCAGACAGCUAGCCAGACGCCGCCGGAGUGCGAGGGCAAGGGGGGGGUGCUGCAGAUCUACACGACCAGCGACCCGGAGCGGACUUUUGGCGCCGAUCCAGAGGAGCAACAGCUCAAGAGCUGCACGGCCUCGACCGCCUCGCAGUGCGCCAACUGCGUUGACCCGUCCAAGUUCAUCGGCGACAUUACGGGAGAGCGGAGGGAGGACGAGACGUACGUGCCCGCCUCCCGCACCUUUUGGGAGCGGAUGAGGGUGCUGCUCGAGCAGCAGUUUAUCAGCAACAUGACGACUGUGCGCAUCCCAACCCCGACCGAGAUCAAGCACCGGGUGUGGCACGCCGACAAUCCGGUGACGAAGACCUUCGCCACGCACUUCUGGCGUGCUGGCAUUCGCUGGUGGGAACGCUACGCGGAAGUGCUCGAGCCGGUCGAGGGACUUCACAUUGUCGGCGAGGCAUUCUCGCUCAACUCGGGUUGGGGGGAGGGAUCCCUAGAGACGUCCGAGUACAUGCUCCAGGAGAAGCUCAAGCUGAAACGGCCGGACUGGCUCCUCGAGAAAGAGUACUGCGACGCGAUGCCCUACUAUCCGAGACGUGUUUGUGGCACUUGGCUGACCGUUUGCCCGCAGUGUGACGGCACGUGCAAGCAGUGCUCGACGGAAACGGAUCCAUCCAAAUGGGAGUGCGCUGCCUGAAGAGUGACCGCAGUAAAUGGGGUCCAACUGUGUACUCUGUUCUCUCACUCUCACUCAACGUUCUUGUGCCCCCCCUCUCAUCGCACAUCGGUCCCGGACCCCCGGUUUCUUUUCCUGACCACACGGCACCUGUCCAGUCCGAGCCUGACUGUUCUUCAUCUUCCUACCUACCUACCU
Messenger RNA from Emiliania huxleyi CCMP1516, 3642 nucleotides. RefSeq lists its product as hypothetical. Gene Ontology annotation, molecular function: oxidoreductase activity. The coding region runs from base 1 to 3465 and encodes 1154 amino acids. The record is from RefSeq and is a predicted model, not a curated record. NCBI's taxonomy places the organism in Eukaryota, Haptophyta, Isochrysidales, Noelaerhabdaceae. The transcript is spliced from 3 exons.